AUGAAUAACUCAAGAACACCGAAAACUUCACCAAUUACUGACGAUUAUGAGAUCUCAAACACUGUCCUUGGCCUUGGCAUUAAUGGCAAGGUAGUGGAAUGCAAAGACAAGCGCACUGGAGUUCGUCGUGCACUCAAAAUUCUGCACGACAGCCCGAAGGCCAGGCGCGAAGUCGAGCUGCACUGGAGAGCCAGUGGGUGUGUGCAUAUUGUUGAGAUCAUUGACGUGUACGACAAUACAUAUGCCGAUAAGCGAUGUCUCCUGGUCGUGAUGGAGUGCAUGGACGGAGGAGAACUCUUCGCGAGGAUACAGGAAAACGGAGAUGGUGCAUUCACUGAGAGACAGGCUGCCGAGAUAAUGCACUCAAUCUGCGUAGCCGUCCGCCACCUGCACGACACAAACAUCGCUCACCGAGACAUAAAGCCGGAAAACCUUCUUUACACCAGCAUGGAGCCUGGCGCUGUUCUCAAACUGACUGAUUUCGGAUUUGCUAAGGAGACACUCACACCCGCUGACACGUUGCAGACGCCUUGUUAUACGCCUUACUACGUUGCACCGGAGGUGCUAGGUCCUGAGAAAUACGACAAAUCUUGCGACAUCUGGUCUCUUGGCGUCGUAAUGUACAUCCUGCUUUGCGGGUUCCCUCCGUUCUAUUCCAACCACGGGCUCGCUAUAUCUCCCGGCAUGAAAAAGCGCAUCCGUCUAGGCCAAUACGAUUUCCCUGAACCAGAAUGGUCGAACGUGUCGUCAGCAGCCAAGAACCUCAUUCGGGGUAUGCUGGAAGUGGACCCAGCAAAGAGGCUCACCAUACACCAGAACACAAAUUUCAACCAGCUUUAG
Molecule: messenger RNA, 840 nt
Organism: Hyposmocoma kahamanoa
Lineage: Eukaryota; Metazoa; Arthropoda; Insecta; Lepidoptera; Cosmopterigidae
Gene: MAPk-Ak2
Product: MAP kinase-activated protein kinase 2
Exons: 7
Coding region: 1-840 (279 amino acids)
Biological process (GO): intracellular signal transduction; protein autophosphorylation; peptidyl-serine phosphorylation
Cellular component (GO): nucleus; cytoplasm
Molecular function (GO): calcium/calmodulin-dependent protein kinase activity; calcium-dependent protein serine/threonine kinase activity; ATP binding
Source: RefSeq, a predicted model, not a curated record